AUGGCUGAUCAGGGGAGAAAGCGGUCCCGAGUGGCCUGCACCUCCUGCCAGUCCCGCAAGCGUAAGUGCUCAGGUGACCAGCCAUGCACGACAUGCGCGCAAUUCGGCUCAGACUGCCACUAUGACCUGCUCUCGCGCAAGAAGAAAGACAUCCGGCAUUUUCAAUCGCAGUCGGGCCCUCUGCUCAGCUCGGGUGCGCUCCCAACCGAGAUUGCCGCCAAACGACCCGACCAGGCGACUUCAGCGUCGUCGCUGGCCGCACUACUCGUCAAGGCGCUGGAGGCGAAUUCCGGCGCCGCAUUCGCGCGACGACUGAACCCCAAGAACGAGCUCGCCGGCACCUCGAAACUCCAUCUGUUCGGCUGGAAUGUUGGGGCCCGGUAUCCGACCCCCGAAUGGACGCAGUCUCUAGCCACCGUCAAGCCCAGGCCCGUCGUGGAGAUCAUCUCCCAGGACGAAAUGCGGUCCCUGGCCGGGGUCUUCUUCGAGAAAGUUGAUCCAUGCUACCCCUUCAUCGACCGCGACACUCUCCUCCGCCAAGUGGGCCGGCGAUGGCUACCGCCAGCAGCCGAGUCCGCACUGGCAUACGGACCCUACGACGCGGUGCUCUGCGGCGUCGCAGCCUUCGGAUACCUCUUCUCCCGGCGCCACGCCAUCCCCGCAGAACUGCACCUGGUCGAGUCGGCUCGCUCCAUCCUCGAACAGAGCCUGCAAGCCGACCCAGCCUCCCCGCUGGACACUGUAACGGGGUGGGUGCUGCGCGUCGCCUACCUACGCAUGACCACCACCGCACACGCAGCGUGGAUGGCCAGCUGCACGCUCAUGCACCUCAUCGAAUCCACCGGCCUGCACCAGGAACCGUCUUCGCAUAUCGCGCUCGACCGGGCCACGGAACCAGGCACCCCAGAAACGCGGCGCCGUCUCUUCGGCAUGGCGCGCCACCUGAACGUAUGGAUCUCCUUCGAACUCGGGCGGUCCCGCGUCGUACUCCAAGGCGCAACCACAACCACCUCCUCACCAUCAUCCUCUUCUUCUUCUUCUUCUUCCUCCUCCUCCUCCUCCUCUUCUCUCCCUCCAGCCCCGCAUCCAAUCCCCACCACCACCACCACCACCACCGACAUUUACAACCUCCUCCCUAUAUCGGAGAGCCUCGACCCCACCGAAGCCCAGCACACAUCCAACCUCGAAGCCGCCCUGACCUCCGUGCUGGAUAUCGGGUACGUCCAGCCGCACCUCAUCCUGGUGCAAUGCAACCUCAUGCUCUGCAUCUACCGCCGCCUGCGGGCCUUCAACUCGCUCAUCCCAGCGGACCUCCUGGAUCGCGUGCUCGCUCUCUCGCGCAGGGGCCUCCGGGCCGCCGCCGACCUCGUCGCCAUCAACAGCCCCUGGCACCAGACCGCCAACGUGCCGUUCCAGGUCGUCUGCACGCUGCUCGCAAUCGAUACCCGCGCCUCCCUGGGCAUGCUCCGCGAUGCCAUGCGCACCCUGCACCAGGUCGCCGCCGCCUAUGACACCGAGGUCAUGCGCGAGGCCUACACCACCGCUUACCUGAUGGUGCUCGUGCACCACCGCCGCAAGGAAGAAGAUAUGCGCUCCCUCCGCGACGUGCUGCAGUUGGGCCGCUCUCCUGGACUUCCGCAGCUGCCGGUGGCAGUGGCAGUGGCAGCGCCGGUCGCAGAGCCGCCGGUCACAGAGCCCGCCCUGCAGUCGGACCAUACGCUUUCGGAUUAUCCCGGGUUUACGUGGCUCAGCGAUAUCUUGCUGGAUAUUCCUAGUCUACGGGAUUUCGAUAUGGAUGGGUCAUGA
Messenger RNA from Aspergillus ochraceoroseus IBT 24754, 1806 nucleotides. Its product is annotated as putative C6 transcription factor. The record is from RefSeq and is a predicted model, not a curated record. Bases 1 to 1806 code for a protein of 601 amino acids. Gene Ontology annotation, biological process: regulation of DNA-templated transcription; DNA-templated transcription; response to xenobiotic stimulus. Gene Ontology annotation, molecular function: DNA binding; zinc ion binding; DNA-binding transcription factor activity, RNA polymerase II-specific. The transcript has a single exon. Lineage: Eukaryota; Fungi; Ascomycota; Eurotiomycetes; Eurotiales; Aspergillaceae.